CGCGUGAACCGUCCCUCGCGAGCGCAGCCCGACGCCCUACCGCGCUGCCGUUGGAAUGGCCACGCGGCGCCGCGCGCUCGCCUGCUGACAUGCACCACUCCGCGUGUGCUGUCGCCCGCGCCCUGGACCGUCGGAGAAGCAGCCACCGCCCUCGCCGCCGCCGCCUUCACCGCUGCCGCGGGGCCGACGUCGUCGCGCUCGCCGUGAACGUGCCGUCCGCGAGUGCUUGUUCAGUGCGACAGCGUCCGGCCGCGUGUGAUUGUUGUUGUUGUUGUUGUUCGGGUGUGUUCGUGUGUGUGCGGCGCUGCAGGUAGCGAAGAAGGAUGCGAGCCAACGGGGAGACGUCCGCCUGGGCUGGGCCCAUGAACAUUUCCGCCAUGACCGCGAAAGGACCAAUACUCAUGCAGCGUCCGAGGUCAACUACGAAUGCUCUUCUAUUAGAGGCAUCAGUGUCAGGAGUGGACUUCACGCUGGGACUAUUCAGCUUCAUCGCGUAUCGUGCAGAAGUGCCCCGCUUUCAUCACCCGGUGCGACCGGUUCCGUGUCAAGUGCGUGCUAAAUGUAGCAUCGACGUGGACGGAACGGAAGAAAAAAAAUUGGCUGCAAAGCGAAACGAAUUUUCUCAAAAUGGAGCAAAGCUGUGGAGAGAGUCUGGAAAAUUUCUAGGCCUCAUCCUUGAUCAACGGGGUUCUUCGGAUGCGGCCCCGUUCCCGCGAGGAGAAUUCGACGAGCUCAAGAAGAACUUUCGAGCUGUGCAGGAGGAGAACUUCAAGCUGCAGGCGGUCAUCACCGACGUAACGGAGGUGAACAAGCGCUGGCAAAAGUACAACAAUGACCGGCAGCUUUACGUGCAACGGCUGCUCUCUACAAUCCAAGAUCAGCAGGAGCAGAUGAACAAGAUCGUGGAGGACCGAGUCAUUCACUCGAAAGAGGUGUGCGACAAGGUGGGUGACGCGGCCGCGCCGUCGCUGGAGGCGCUGCUGCAGGAGCGCGCGCAGCUGCGGGAGGAGGUGGCGCGGCUGACGCGCCAGCUGGAGUCUGCGCGGCGCGAGCACCGCGAGCACGUGGAGGUGCUGGAGUUCCAGCUGAAGGCGCACCGCGACGACUGGGAGGCCGAGCGCGGCGAGAAACAGCAAGCGCUGCACGACAAGGACGCCGCCGAGCGACGGGUGCGCGAACUGCAGCGCGACCUGCGCGCCCUCAAGCAAAAGUUUCGUGAGGAGAAGCUCCAGAAUUGCACGCACUGUAAAUGUUGUGAAGCGCAUGUCAGUGAAAUUGACCAAUGCAACAUCUUCCUCCCUGGCAGCCAAGUCAAUAUGUGUCGGAAGAACCAUGCCAAAACAUACAGAAGUACUGUACAUGUGCCAUGCACCUCAAGUCCACUGCUGCCUCGAGGAACCACUAUUUUCUUCAGUGAUGAUUUGGUAGUGGAUGGAGAUAAAAAAGAAGGUGCCAAAUUGACUGAACUCUCUGCUGAAGUCUCGAAACUUAGUGAAGAUGAUGAAGAAAAGCUGUGUGUUAAAUGCCCUGAAAAUUCAGAAGAGCUUCCUCCUCAGAUAAACGAAGACUCGAAAUCAGUUAUGCCAUCUAGUGAGUUAAAAUUUGAUGGUAAUAAUAAUUCUCCAAAAACUGCUCUCCCUGAAGUAUUCCCUGCAUGUAGAGACAGUGCGAAUAGUUUUAAUAUUGUAGAAAAGGAUUUGGUGAAGGACUCCUGGGAAGUGCAAGAAAGAAAGAGUAGUACAGCUGAACUGAACUUAGAACAUGACAGUAGUGUAGUUAUACCUGUAGUGAAUGUUACUCCUUCCACCAGUACCAGCAGUAUUGAUUUGGUUCCUUCGGAAAAUGUAGCAGAAGAAGACGGCUUAGCAGCUGGCGGUGUCACCAUUGGUUUCGAUAGUAGUGGUUUGGCUUCAGUAAUGGGAUUCUCUCACGUACCUAUAGCAAAGUCCUCCUCGUUACCUGAAAAAAGGGAACUGAGAAAAGAAGGUGUUAAUCCAUUAAUCUCCCGUUGGUCUUUUGAUUCCUAUUACACAGCCCUUCCUAUUGCACGUCCACCACCAUCUCACAAUUUUGGAACUAGUAUGGACUCGCUGAUCCAAGAAGGUCGAUUUCAACAGCAGCCAGCUCCAUCUUCUGCCUUGAAAGAUGCUCUUCCUCCGACCAGUCAAAAACCUCGAGCUCAGAAAGUUAAAUACUCCGAAGAAGGUGUGGCCACACAAACUGAAGAUGAUGUCAUUUGUCCUGGAUGUGGGCAAAUUUUCCCUCCAAAGAUGCAUCUAAAGUUUCUCGAUCAUUUUGAAGUAUGUCAGAACAGUGGGGACCAAAAAGUGAAAAACUGAAAUUACCCACAGUUUUCCAGUGGGUAGAAACUAAACCAAAUAAUAAAAGGUAUUAUCUUUAUAUAAAUGUGAUGUCAGGGUACUAUUAUUUGGUUGCUAUAUUUUGUACUUGUAGACAUUACAUUGAACUUCCACGUAAAUAUUUGCCAAAUUGUACCAGGGUCAACAUGACCUUAGCCGGUACGUGUGAGAAAUUGAAUAGUUUGAAUGGGCUGUUAUAUUGAUUUUUGUUAGCAACACUGAAAUGAAAAGAUACAAAUACAACAUUGUAUUGACUAUUACGAUAAAUAUGUACUGAUACAUUCAGAUUCAUCUAUCAGAAAUUACACUUUUGUUCAUGAAACAUUUUCAUGGUAUACUUGUUUUUCACUAAUUUAUUUGUGUGAAUGUUUUAUUUUAAUUUAUAUUAAAGUGAAAUUUCUGUCAAUGAACACAAGACAAAACAUCUUAGACUAGUCUUUUGCUGAUUUAGCUCUUUUUUUGUCACAAUGUGUCAAGGAUCUUCUAAUAGAUAACUUCAAUGGUUUGAACAGUUCCUAUUCAAUGAUUAAGUGCUGCACAAUUUGUUGUCUCAAAUAUUUGUGUUUCUAUGCUUGUCCUUUGCUUAUUUUGUGUAGCACUACCUGACUAUUCCUUUGGUACUAAAUGUAAACAAAAUAUUUAUUGAUUUCUAUACUAUUGUGAUGUUCACUAGCAGUUGUAAUGUUUCAUGUCUGGUGGCAGUCUUAGUAUUCACUUGGAAAUUGGUUAUAUUUUCUUGUUCUGGACAGAUUGUUUCAAAACCUCCCAACCUGCAGUACUAACAUGUAACAGAAAUCACUUCAUACUCUAGUCUAAAUGAUAUGCGAUUGUGUAAUGCGAUGAAUAAAACUGUAUGUUUUCCUGUAUUUAAGAAGUGUUUUCAUUUCUUCCUUUGUCUGUUAGAUUUAUAGUAUAGUG
Messenger RNA from Gryllus bimaculatus (two-spotted cricket), 3278 nucleotides. The record is from the annotation of a GenBank genome assembly. NCBI's taxonomy places the organism in Eukaryota, Metazoa, Arthropoda, Insecta, Orthoptera, Gryllidae.